Messenger RNA from Mercurialis annua (annual mercury), 717 nucleotides. RefSeq lists its product as uncharacterized. Lineage: Eukaryota; Viridiplantae; Streptophyta; Magnoliopsida; Malpighiales; Euphorbiaceae. Bases 41 to 439 code for a protein of 132 amino acids. Gene Ontology annotation, cellular component: ribosome. The transcript has 3 exons. Gene Ontology annotation, biological process: translation. The record is from RefSeq and is a predicted model, not a curated record. Gene Ontology annotation, molecular function: structural constituent of ribosome.
AUAACUCCCGACUGAACCCUAUGCUGUGUGUUUUGUUGGAAUGUUAUCGAGCAAUCUGAAUUCCUCCCAGUCUGUUAAUUUCAAGAUUCCUCUACAUCUCAAUUCACAACAACCUCACCGCCAAUCUCAGCCGCCUCCAAUUGUAGCAAUGAAGGUGCGAUCAUCAGUGAAGAAGAUGUGCGACUUCUGUCAGGUUGUUAAAAGGAGAGGACGUGUUUAUGUUAUUUGUACUUCUAACCCUAAGCACAAGCAGCGCCAAGGAAUGUCCACUUUUGCUUUUGAACAUGGGUCUGUGAAAUCUAGUGCUAAGCAGGAAAUUGCACCCAGUCUCGGCAUGGGGAUAGGUCUGGCUUCUAUCCUACCGAAAAAGCAUGAACCAUCGAUAAUGUUCGGAUGGAGUUCAAGCCUAUCAUCUCUCAUUUUUAAACAAGGGAAGUAGCCUAAGAUAACUCGAAGGAGCUGCCAAGGUUGAUGCUUUUCCUAUGGUUGCUUUCACGCCUCAUUAACUUUUCUUUCAGUUAGUUGAUGCAUUAAACUUUUUUAAAUAGCAUUUGAACCUUUUUUGGAAUCUAGUUAUGAUGUGCUGCUAAAUAAUGAGGUAUGGCUAAUGUACUUUUGUAAGAUAUUUCAUACAUUGACUGGAACAUUGAAAUUAUAGAACGUUUUUACUGUAAAUGAAUUUUAUAAAUUCAAAAGAAUUUAUUUAGAUAUUUGCAA